This is a messenger RNA of Raphanus sativus (radish), 557 nucleotides long. RefSeq lists its product as uncharacterized. The transcript has 4 exons. NCBI's taxonomy places the organism in Eukaryota, Viridiplantae, Streptophyta, Magnoliopsida, Brassicales, Brassicaceae. The record is from RefSeq and is a predicted model, not a curated record. The coding region runs from base 1 to 333 and encodes 110 amino acids.
AUGAAGCUGGUGAAGUCACUAAGCCGUUUACAAGGGAUGUUUAAUCGUACCAUUCGUCUUCUCGAAGCUGGAAUCAAUUCAAGCCUGUGUAAUGUUCUUCUUCUUCCACAUUACUUUCUCUGUGGUGGUUUACUUUUUACUAUUACUUUUUCUUCAGAAUGUUUUUGUUACAGCUAUGUCUUUGAUGGGAAUCCCCGGGAGUUAAAGAGGCAAGAACUGGCUAAACGGCCACUUCUGAAGCAGGAGCGCAAUGUGCUGCACUCUGCAAAUCAGGAAAGGUGUAUGGUGUGGCUUCCGAAGAUAUGGGAUUCCUUUAACUUUUGGGGCUCCUAAGUUUCUUUGCCACCUCAUGGAUCCUACUAGCUCCAGAAAGAUCCCUGUCAUGGAAUUUGUUUUUGCUUUUAUGCUUAUCUCGGUUUCCUUGUUAGUCUCUCUUUUCUCAGUGGUAGAAAAUUCAGUCAGGUCUGUACUUCAUUUGCAUCCUAUGGUUCAUGUGAAGGUGCUUCUGUCUGUAUUUGUGUACUAAUAUCAGAAUCUUAAUGUGAUGUAAAAGCAAG